CGGAAUCCCUGCUUUACAAACUCCUGGGAGGUUUAACAGUGUGUCGAGCCUGCUAUGGUGUCCUCCGCUUCAUCAUGGAGGGUGGUGCUAAGGGUUGUGAGGUGGUGGUGUCCGGUAAACUCAGAGGACAGCGAGCCAAGUCGAUGAAGUUUGUGAAUGGCCUGAUGAUCCACAGUGGAGACCCUGUAAACCACGAUGUCGAUACAACUGUGUGCCAUGUCCUCCUCAGGCAGGGUGUGCUGGGUAUAAAGAUUAUGUUGCCUUGGGACCCAAGUGGGAAGAUUGGACCCAAGAAACCCCUGCCAGACCAUGUCAGCAUUGCGGAGCCCAAGGAAGAGAUCUUACCCACCACACCCAUCUCAGAGCAGAAAGGUGGCAAACCAGAACAGCCAGCCAUGUCUCAGCCAGUUCCCACUGCAUAAUGGGAUUUUUCAACACUUGGAAUGAGACUGUGACCCAUGAAAGUAUCUUAAUAAAAUCAUAAAAGACA
Messenger RNA from Dermochelys coriacea (leatherback sea turtle), 490 nucleotides. RefSeq names its product 40S ribosomal protein S3-like. The record is from RefSeq and is a predicted model, not a curated record. Gene Ontology annotation, biological process: positive regulation of apoptotic signaling pathway; translation. Gene Ontology annotation, molecular function: structural constituent of ribosome. NCBI's taxonomy places the organism in Eukaryota, Metazoa, Chordata, Testudines, Dermochelyidae. Gene Ontology annotation, cellular component: cytosolic small ribosomal subunit; nucleus.